Molecule: messenger RNA, 5105 nt
Organism: Passer domesticus (house sparrow)
Lineage: Eukaryota; Metazoa; Chordata; Aves; Passeriformes; Passeridae
Product: zinc finger protein 2-like
Exons: 4
Coding region: 1366-2334 (322 amino acids)
Source: RefSeq, a predicted model, not a curated record
ACCUCCUGCUCCAUGGAGAUAAGGGCAGCGCAGGAGCGGGGUCGGAAAGGGGCACAGAGUGGGGCCAGAGCCCCAAAGCCCCUUCACAGAAAGCUCUGGGAGAAGGGACCGUGCAUCCUCAACCGUUUACAUGUGAAAGGAGAAACCUGAUCCCAAGGCGGGGAAAAUUUACCUGUGAGAAUGUGCCCUCGGGACCGGAUUAGUGCUGGAGCCAGGACUGGUGGUGUUCUUCCCUCUCUUCCCUCUUUUCUUUUGUUCUUUUAUCUCUCUUAUUACCAGAAGAUAAGGGCAAAAUUACCAGUUUUGAGUGUUUAAUUUAAUAAUCAGGCUCUGUGAGCUUUUUUUUUUGACCUUCUGAUCCUUGUUUCUUUUUAACCCCGGGUGUCCUCACACCUUGGGAUCCCCUCUCUUCGGAGCAGGAUCCCUGGAUGGUUUAUUCCCUUUUCCAGUGUUCCUGCCCAAAGAUCUCCUCACUGACUGUCACCCCUGAGACUCUCCUCUGAUGUGAUAGGAGAGCCCUUGGUAUGUUAGGUUUCUUUUUCUCGGGCUAGGUCUUACAAACCCUCAAAAGGGAACCUAACACACCCAAGGAUAGCUCAGCUAUUACUUUGGGGGCAAAUAAUGAGCAGGAUGGCUUCUGCUGCAGUGUUAGAAACAAAAAGGUUUAAUAAAAGGCAAAAUAACAAACAGAAAAACCCGAGCCAGGUACAGAGGUCUGCCCCUGGUAUAAACAACUCACAAAAGCAGCUCAGUUCUUUUGUUCUCUUCUUUUCCUACCUGAUGGGCCAGGCGGGACUUUUUGGCUUCUAUUCAAUUAGAUGGCCUCGAGUUUUUGGUGAAGUGGCUUUUCACCUAAUUGUUGAGAGAAACUUCGGAGCUUCUUUCCUUUUUUAAGGGACAAAGGCUGGCUUUGCCACUUUGUCAUUUGGAGGCACACUCCUACAUUGGUACACCCCAAACUUUCAUUUUUUGGGAAUUAUUUGUCUCGCAGCCCCGUGCUGUGUGCCGGAUCACCUUUGGAGCUCGAUAUGCCUUGUGGAUACGGAAAUGAACGAAGCUCACUCUGUGUGCAUACCACAGGGGUUAAUUCAAUGUAAAUCUGCAUAUUCAGGGGGCAUUGAGCUGAUUUUAAAGCUUUUUUUCCUUCUCAGAUGUUGGUUUGAAGCAGCUGGGACAGACCUGGCUCCUCUCCCUGGGGAGCUCCUGUGGGAAGUUCAGUCCCGCCUUUCACCCGGCCACCUCAGCUCCUCCUCUUUGCCAAAAACCAUGGGAUUUCCAGAGAAAUGCAGGCCAGUUUGGGACUGAGGUGGAUUAAACUCCCUACACGUUGUCCCUGGUGUGUUUCUGGGGUUUCCCCCCGCGGCGAUGGGUUACUGCGCGGCCCUGAACUGCCGCAACGGCACCAGCGGGGCCUACAAGAACAGCUCGGUCAGCUUCUACGGCUUCCCCCUCCAAAACAAAGCCCUCCUGAGGCGCUGGAUCCAAAACAUGGGCCGGGACAUGGAGACCCCCUCCAAGUACCAGUGCCUGUGCUCGGAGCACUUCGAGGAGAGCUCCUUCCAGAGGGAGCCUGUGAAAAUCCGCAAGAGACGGCGCCUGCUGAAGGAAGCUGUUCCCAGCAAAUUCAUCCUGGCCCUGGAUGGCACCUGGCUCGUGGGGACACCCCGGGGUGAUGGGGACGUGAUGAGCAGCAAAACCCGAAAACGGAUCCGGAAUUCCGAGCCCUGUAGGGUCCCUACGAUGUUUCCUCAGUGGCCGCGUCUGCAGGACUGGCAGAAUGAAUUUUAUAAGCAAUUGCUGAAGGAGAAGUUUGGAUCUUUGAUCACACUGGGAAAAGACUGGCCUGUUCCCAAAAGCCAUAUGCCAGAAGGAGGAGCAGCAUGGGUCAAGGAACCACAGGAUUUGGAGGAAAGGAAAAUCCCUGCCAGCCUCAGCACAGGCCAUGGUGGUGCCAUGACCCAGGGAUCAUCCUCAGGAACAUCCCAAGCCCUGCACAACCACUGCUCUGACCUGGCAGAAACCUCGGGGAGCCGCCACAAUCCGGCACCAAAUCCGGCAAAUCCCGUGAGAAUCGGGAGCGGUAGGAGAGUCCUGGCAGGGCAGGAGCUGGACGAGUUCAGGCGGUUCCUGCUGUACCACCAGGGCCAGCCCGAGGACACAGCGGUGCCGUGGUUCAUCUGCAGCGAGUGCGGCAAGAGCUUUGCCCGCCACGCGUACCUGCUGCGGCACCAGCGCGCCCACGCCGGGCAGCUGGGCAGAAACCUGCCUGCUUCCUGGAGAAACUCGCAUGCUUCAUGGAAAAACCCUCCUGAUUCCUGGAAAAAAACCACCUGAUUCUUGGAAAAACCCACCUGAUUCUUGAAAAACCCACCUGGUUCCUGAAGAAACCCACCUGAUUCCUUGAAAAACCCGCCUGCUUCCUGGAGAAACCCUCCUAAUUCCUGAAGAAACCCGCCUGCUUCCUGGAAAAAAAACGCCUGAUUCCUGAAGAAACCAUCCUGGUUCCUGGAGAAACCCGCCUGAGUCUUGGAAAAACCCACCUGAUUCCUGAAGAAACCUGCCUUGUUCCUGGAGAAACCUACCUGAUUCCUAGAGAAACCCACCUGCUUCCUGCAGAAACUCGCCUGAUUCCUAGAGAAACCCUCCUGCUCUCCUGCUUCCUGGAGAAACCUGCCUGCUUCGUAGAGAAACUCGCCUGCUUCCUGAAAAAACCACCUGAUUCCUGGAGAAACCCACCUGCUUCCUGAAGCAACCCACCUGAUUCCUGGAAAAAUCCGCCUAUUUCCUCCUGCUUCCUGGAGAAACCCACCUGAAACCCGCAUGCUUCCUAGAGAAAUUCGCCUUGUUCCUGGAAAAACCCGCCUUGUUCCUGGAAAAACCCUCCUGCUACCUGAAGAAACCCACCAGAUUCCUGGAGAAACCCACCUGCUUCUUAGAGAAACUCGCCUGCUUCCUGAAGAAACCCUCCUGAUUCCUGGAGAAACCUGCCUGGUUCCUGAAGAAACCCUCCUGCUUCCUAGAGAAACUCGCCUGCUUCCUGAAAAAACCACCUGAUUCCUGGAAAAACCCACCUGCUUACUGAAGCAACCGACCUGAUUCCUGGAAAAAUCCACCUAUUUCCUCCUGCUUCCUGGAGAAACCCACCUGAAACCCGCAUACUUCCUAGAGAAAUUCGCCUGGUUCCUGGAAAAACCCGCCUGGUUCCUGGAAAAACCCGCCUGGUUCCUGGAAAAACCCGCCUGGUUCCUGGAAAAACCCGCCUGGUUCCUGGAAAAACCCGACUGAUUCCUGGAGAAACCCACCUGCUUCUUAGAGAAACUCGCCUGCUUCCUGAAGAAACCCUCCUGAUUCCUGGAGAAACCUGCCUGGUUCCUGAAGAAACCCUCCUGCUUCCUAGAGAAACUCGCCUGCUUCCUGAAAAAACCACCUGAUUCCUGGAAAAACCCACCUGCUUACUGAAGCAACCGACCUGAUUCCUGGAAAAAUCCACCUAUUUCCUCCUGCUUCCUGGAGAAACCCACCUGAAACCCGCAUACUUCCUAGAGAAAUUCGCCUGGUUCCUGGAAAAACCCGCCUGGUUCCUGGAAAAACCCGCCUGGUUCCUGGAAAAACCCGACUGAUUCCUGGAGAAACCCGCCUGCUUCCUGGAGAAACCAUCCUGGUUCCUGGAAAAACCCGCCUGGUUCCUGAAGAAACCAUCCUGGUUCCUGGAAAAACCCGCCUGGUUCCUGGAAAAACCCACCUGGUUCCUGGAAAAACACACCUGAUUCCUGGAGAAACCCGCCUUGUUCCUGGAGAAACUCACCUAGUUCCUGGAGAAGUUCACCUGAUUCCUGGAGAAACUCACCUAGUUCCUGGAGAAGCUCACCUGAUUCCUGGAGAAACUCGCCUUCUUCCUGGAGAAACUCGCCUUCUUCCUGGAGAAACUCGCCUUCUUCCUGGAGAAACUCGCCUUCUUCCUGGAGAAACUCGCCUUCUUCCUGGAGAAGCUCGCCUUCUUCCUGGAGAAGCUCGCCUUCUUCCUGGAGAAACCCUCCUGCUUCCUGAAAAAACCCACCUAAUUCCUGAAAAAACUCACCUGCUUCCUGAAGAAACCCUCCUUCUUCCUGGAGAAACUCGCUCUCAGAGUCCAUCUCCACAUCGCCUGCGUGCCACAUGCCUGCCGAGGGAAGAGCUUUGCAGUCAGCCGUCAAAAAUCCUCUGUGGGUUGGAUUCUGGGGAUAAGGCAGUUUUCCCACUUUUCAAACUUCAGUUUGAAAGCUGACCAGCGGGAGAUCCUGAGUCAGAGCUGCUAAAAAAAAAAAAAUAUCAGAAUAAAUUGCAGUGGUACAAAAGCACUGCCAGAGUCAGGAUACAGCCUGGCACCCUGUGGGUCGGGGUGCUGGCAGCACUCUGGUGAAGUGGUGGCUCAGCCCUCCUGCAGUGACACGUGUGCUUCUGUUGGAGCAGAGAUCCUGCAGAAGGAUGAAGUUUUCCUCUGAAAAACUCUUCCAGUGCUGUAGAUGGGUCUGGUCUUCCUCUGGGAAUGCCGUGGGCAAAGGCUGCUGUGGUGUUCCAGGGUCAGAUUAUAUCCAGGUAGGAAUGCUUGGCUCCUCCCCCUGGGCAGAGCAUCUCCCAAUGGGAUGAUGGAAUUUUAUCAGGGACACUGAAUGGCUCAUUAACAGAAAAUGCUCCCUGGAAGGAGAAGGGGUCCUGGAAGAGAUAAGGAACACUGCCCCACCUGGUUUUAACACGUGGUGGUAGAAUGCAUUUGGUUACAUCUUGCAUUGCAACCUAAGACAAGAAUCCAGUUCUGAUCCAAUUUGCUGCUGCCCUAACCAUCAUUGAUCAGGAGCUGCAUCAUUCCUGUCAUUCUCACCCUGCUCCAUCCAGCUCCUCCUUGGAGCAGGAGUAGGACAGAGAGCAUUGUUUGUACCUAAAGGGGCAUUAAAAAAACCAACACAUGCUGGAGAGCAUCCAGAGUACCACAGAGAAACAGUGGAAGUUUCCAGGGAUGAAAAAUGAACAAUUGGGAAUGGGACUGUAAGCUGAUGUUUGAAGCAACCAAUUCCAGGCAUUAUUUCCCCACUUUAGCUGCUCUCCCAUUACUGUACCUGCAGAACUAA